AUGAGCGCUGUUCAGAGAAAAUUACUCGCAAUAAUGGGAAAGGAUUACUACAAGAUCCUUGGAGUAGCAAAAGGAGCUAGUGACGAUGAAAUCAAGAAGGCUUACCGAAAAAUGGCUUUGAAGUUUCAUCCAGACAAAAACAAGGAGCCUGGAGCUGAGAAUAAAUUCAAGAGAAAAUUACUCGCAAUAAUGGGAAAGGAUUACUACAAGAUCCUUGGAGUAGCAAAAGGAGCUAGUGACGAUGAAAUCAAGAAGGCUUACCGAAAAAUGGCUUUGAAGUUUCAUCCAGACAAAAACAAGGAGCCUGGAGCUGAGAAUAAAUUCAAGGAAAUUGCUGAAGCUUACGAUGUACUGUCCGACCCUAAAAAGAAGGAGAUAUAUGAUAAGUAUGGUGAGGACGGUCUCAAGAACGGCGGACCCGACGUUGGAGGACCAGGAGGAUUCCAUUACGAGUUCCAAGGAGAUCCAAUGCGCAUGUUCACACAGUUCUUCGGAUCAGAAGAUCCUUUCAGUGGUAUUUUCGGGAUGGGUGGUGGCCAUCCUAAUAUCUUCUUCAAUAUGGGAGGAGGUGGUAUGGACGAUGGCAUGAACGGAUUUUCUGCAUUUACCGGUGGCAUGCCACAUGGACACCGAAGAUCUGCUCCAAAGCAGGAUCCUACUGUACAGCACGAGCUUAACGUUAGUCUCGAGGACAUUUAUCAAGGGUGCACAAAGAAAAUGAAAAUUACGAGAAAGGUUUUGAAUGCGGACGGUCAUUCCACCAGAGUUGAAGAUAAGGUCUUGACGAUUAACAUUAAACCAGGGUGGAAAAGUGGUACCAAAAUCACAUUCCCGAAAGAAGGAGAUCAGCAUCCUGGACGAGUCCCAGCAGACAUUGUUUUUGUCAUUAAGGAUAAGCCACAUAAAACAUUCAAGAGAGAAGCAUGCGAUCUACGAUAUAAUCAUCGUGUGGCAUUGCGUGAUGCUCUCUGUGGGUGCAUCGUUGAGGUUCCUACUCUCAUGGGUCCACCAACUACGUUAAGACUCGACAACAUCAAACCAAACACCGUAAGGAGGAUUACUGGAAAAGGAUUGCCAAAUCCUAAAGCGCCGGGUCAUUAUGGUGACCUGAUUGUACAGUUCGAAGUGGAGUUCCCCUCAAAGCCAAUAACGGAUCCGGUUUUACGUGAACAGCUUAUGAGAAUUCUUCCGCCCUUGUCUCAUGCAUAA
Messenger RNA from Ostertagia ostertagi, 1209 nucleotides. The record is from the annotation of a GenBank genome assembly. NCBI's taxonomy places the organism in Eukaryota, Metazoa, Nematoda, Chromadorea, Rhabditida, Trichostrongylidae.